AUGUCCACAGUAACACAAAAGACUGACGCUGAACCCAACAGUAAUGAACCGCCCAAACUUAAUUUUGACCUGUUGAAGCCAGAGAAUCUUCCUAGUCUGUCAAAAGAUUGGCCAGAGCAACCAGUUGAUAUUUUGUUGGUGACAGGGGAAAAACACGAACUUUUAAGCUGUCUCUCUCAUUUAGAUAAAGAAUCGAUGUACAAAAGCUAUAAAAUGGCUAUUGGACAUGUGUUCUUUGGCAAAAUUGGUACUAAACAAAAAGACUUAAUGAAAAUCGCUGUAAUGGAAUGCCAUGUGGGGGCUAUAGAUACCUCUAUUGCCGUAUUAAAAGCUGUUGAAGAGUUGUGUCCUAAAGCUGUAAUUUGCGUUGGAUUCUGUGGUGCUUUGGAUGACACGAAAAUAAACUUAGGAGAUGUGGUAAUUUCGAAAAAGGUGAGAACAUAUGCAUCAGUAUCAGUAAUGGAGGAAGGCAUUAAGGAUCACAACAUUGCUGUUUCGGUAUCCGCAAAAAUUGGAGGAGUAUUAAUACGAGCAGAUGACGGUUGGAAACCACCUUUGGAAAAUCCAGAGGAAUUUCAUCCGACAAUAUAUAAGGAAGGUGUGUUUUUGAGUGGUCCAGAGCAGGUUAAUAAGAAAAAACGAUGUGACGAGCUAGUCAAGCUUUUUCCGGAUGCUGUUGCUAUAGAAAGACAAGGUGAAGGUAAGAGGUUUGAAAGUUUAGGAAAUCCCAAAUGUAUGUUCCCCAUACAUGGACUGAAAACCUCAAAAUAUCACCAUACAAAUUUAUAAGACUUGCAUUCAGAUUACAGAGUUUAAAGUACUAUUAAUAUUUUGCCUUGCAAAUUAAAGGUAAUAGGAAAAUAUGAAUUCGUCUUAAAAGCUACAUGUAAUCUUGAUUUGAGGCUUUUUAGUUUCAUUAUAGUUUUUUAUAUAGUCGUCCAUUGAUUGUAAAACUGUACAAUAAUUCUCCUUCAUAUCUUUAAAAUACAAGAAUACCGUAAAUUUCCAGAUUUAAGCUCCUCAUUGUACCAUAAUCUCUCUUUUAAGCCGCCUCACGUGUGAACUGCUGAUUAUGCAUGCAAAAAUGAAUUUGACUAUUGGCAAUGACCGAUGACACGAGUGAUUCAGUUGGCAAAUAAUUCAUUAAUAGUCUAUUAAUUAAUUGAUUAUUAACUUUUAAUGAAAUGAUCUGUGGUCAAGUGUACCUCGGCUCGAUAGAUUCUUAGAAUCUAGCUCAAGGUCAGGGUGCAAAGAAAAUCAUUUUCACAGCUUGCCAUUCGGGCAGGCUGAAGCUAACAUCUACUAGCCCAGACGUCAUUUCAACUUUUAAGCCCCAAAAACGUCUUGACUAGCAGAAUUGACUUCACAGUUCUUCUGUUAUUCGAAUUCCUCAAAAAACAUCACUUGCCCGUUGUGCAAGUUAAAAACAGAAUUCACUAGCCUGAUAGCAAAAUCCACUAGCCCCGGGCUAUCGGACACUACUUUCUUUGCACGCUGAAGGUACACUUGACCACAGGUCAUUUCAUUAAAUUUUUGCAAGAAAUAUUAUAGCUAUUGCUCUAGAAUAUGAGAACAACACUUCUUGUAAAUUAAAUGUGCACAAGUUUUAUUGACUGUAGUUAUUAUGGUUUGGUAAAACUAGUAUUGAAAGUAAUUAAAAUUGCCUCAGUUAAUUAUUUUAAUUCCAUUGGAUUGGAAACAAACAAAUAUGAUAUGAAUUUUAAAUUAUUUCUGCUCAUAGGAGUAUACUAAUUAAAAGUAGUUGUUUUAGACCAUGAGAGCCAUCGCUAAACUUGUGACACAGAUGAUGCAAUAUCUGCAAAUGUCAAUGUUAGAGGGCAGAGUCUGAGGUUAUGCCCUCAGAAACUUUUGAAAUCUAGAUGAAGCUCUGAAAUGCUACUACUAGUUUUUCUUACGAUAUUUCUUGAGUGAAAAUCAAUCUCAUUUAAGUACAUUGGGAUACUUUUUUCUAUUUAAACAUACAUAAAAAUAUACAAUCAAACCCCUUUAAAUUAUAUGGACAAUGAGUGGGCCAUAAUGGGGUGUCCAUAUUAAUACAAAUAUCAACCUUCCAAUCACACACUACCAACUCUAUGCAUAUGGUUGGUAUGGCCAUGGCCUGUGUACCUUGUGCAUAGGCACAGCCAUGUCACACACGGGCUUUGGCAGCAGCCAUUGAUAGCCAUUUAAAGCGGGUUGAAUUUAGAGAAAAUGUAAGGGCCUUUCUUGAAUUCCCCAGGGACAAAGCAAAUUGCAUGUCCUUAAUUAAUGAGGUGUCCGUAUUAAGUGGUUGUCCGUAAAACGGAGUUUAUUGACUGUAUAUAUAUAUAUAUAUAUAUGUGUGUGUGUGUGUGUUUUUUAAUGUGGUUAAAAUCUAGACGAGGGAAGUCCUUCUUUUAAAGAGAUAACUAGCUUUGAACAAAGUUUUGUCUUUUUUAAACUCAUGAUUGAAUUAUUUGACAAUUCUCAGCUCUGUUGAACUCCUUGCUAACAAACGUAAAACUUUCUUUUAAGGUCUAUACUCAGCCGCACACGAUCGCGGCAUACAAUGGGCUGUUAUAAAAGGGGUCUCUAACUUCAUAGAUGGCAGGGAACGUGGAAACACAGAUUCUUGGAGAGAAUUUGCAAGUGCUUUGGCAGCAUCUUUAACGUUUAAUAUGAUCAAAGACGCCAAUGUUUUUAAUAGGUGGCGUCAUCAUGAAAGUGAGUAUACUAACAUUUAGUAGGGUGCUAAGGUGGCUGUUACAGUACAGUUCACUAGCUUAAGUAAUUACCAAAUGGUUUGAUGUUGUUAGACAGGAAUCAGAAGAAUAAUUCCGACAAUGGAGAAGAAUUUAUAAGAAAAAACAGGGCUGAUUAAGUAAUUCCCCUGGAAUACAAAAUCACAAAGGAAACCAGGUUUGGCUAAAAUUCAGUCAUAAUUAAAAAAAUCUGCUGUUAUAUAAAUCCCACCAACAGUUCACCCACGAACUUAAUUAAAUUAAAGAAGAAAUUGGAUUAUAUUUGGUUUUACACUAAGCGAAGUAAAAAAAAAAUUGAAAAAUCAUGCAAAUUAAGUUCCUUUCUUUUUCAUGUGAGAAAACAUUCCCCUCCAAAAUUGGAUCAAAAGAAUACCUCCUGAUCACUUAGCUAUAAAGAGUCUAUCUAAUUUUAAUCUAUUUUUGCUUAGUGAUGUGAACGUGGAUCUUAGUUUAUACAUGCAUUUUCUGUAAAAAAGAAUUUAUUUUUGCUUUAAUAGGCCAAUCACAAGAAAGCCGGUCAAAGAAAAAAGAGUCAUGGGGUGGUCACCAGGGCAGCAAACGAGUUGAAUCACAAACCAGACCCUUGGUAGGUAGGGUUGACAACAGGACUUUAAUUUGGAGGCAUUAAAUAAAUGCAUUAAACUAUACUCUCACUAAAUACCUCUGAUAGCUGAAUUUUCCUGAUGCAAGCUUUUAGGGGGUCUGCUUUUAGGCUUGUUUUGUAUGCAGUUGUGAUGUUUGAAUCUGUAGACAAAAACCGUGCUGUGACCAUUCAAAUAAAACCUUUUAAGUGGCACUCUCUCUUGCUACCAUAAUUUGGUCUGAAUAUACUCUUUCUAAUUUUUGAGUCUGUGGAUGAAAUUGAAAGGAUGUGACUAUUUAAACAAAACCUAUUUGCAUGCAUGGUACUAUUUUUUUUUUUUUUUACAAAAUUAAUUGGGGAUUAAAGUCAUAUUUUUUUCCUUUUGGCCUGACCUUUACAGUCAAGCCUGCCGUCAAACAUACCCCCCAAGAUUCUGCUAAUGAAUAUUUGUUUUAAAGUUGAAUAUGCUAGUAGGGUGUAGAUUUCAGCUUCAUCUCGACAUCCCUGCAAUUGUAAUAAGCAGUGAAUUCACGAUCAAAGUAGUUCUGAAAUUUCUGCUAGCUCAUUUUUCUUGAAUUACAGUCACUUUGAUAUAAAUGUCUUCAAAGCAAUUUUAUCUAUUCAAAGAUUUUUCAUUAAUGUAGGAAUGCAGAUUUGAAUUCAAUACUGGUUGCGGCAAUGCCGGUAAUAGAUUCAUUUUUCAAAUAAUCGAUUCAUUAAUGGCAUCUUUUAGGGUACGCUUGGCCUGGUGUGACAGUGAGUGUAUAGUAUAUAGUGUAUAGUGUAUAUUUAUUGUAAAUAAGAAACUGAAUGCAGGUAGCUGCUGACUGUAGUUAAUACAUGUAGUAUAAUCAUCUGAGUGAUGAUACAGUAACAUUUAUAAAGGAGCAUGCACCUCAGAAAUACAUAUAUAUUAAAUACAGUCUACACUGUGCCACUUACUGCAGAUGCUAACUUAUAAAACUUUGUCUGAGGAUAGUACGUGUCACGGGUUUUGUGCAAAUCUUAGAUUUCCAUGGCAAAACUAAUGCAGGGGGCUACUGGGCAAUGUUAGUCUUACCAAAAUAAUAGGUGUGAUAAUAGAGUUUAAAAGGUUGCAUCUGCUUCUAAAUAAGGAAAAUUUUAUAGCAGAGAUGAUGAUGAUGAUGAUGUGGACAAUGAUGAUUGUGGAAGGCGUAAUGAUGGUGAUGAUUAAGAUGAUAUUUAUUAUGAAGAUGAUGUUGCUGUGAUAAAGUUGUAUGAUAAUGAAAAAAUGAAAAGUUUUUAUCUUUUUCUUUGAAAACCUGGUUCAAGUACAGCCAGCUCCAUGUGCCACGUGUACUGGUACCUUGCCUACAGCAGCUCAGACUCAAAUGACAGUAGUUCCUCAAGCUCAGCCAUCAGUCUUGAUGCAGGUCCCUAUAUAUAACCCUAACAAUCAAGUGCUGUAUGCUGCACCUGGUGCAAUACCAGUGCACGGUAUUGUCCCUCAAGUGGUGGCACAAAAUCCAACUCAGCACCAGUCAGGCAUGGUAGCAACAGCUCUUAGUCCUGCCGUUCCUAGUGUCCCUGAGCCUGGACAGGUGGAUGUCAAUACAGCUGCACCACAUGGUGUGCCUGCAGUACAAGCAGUUGUAAGUGACAUUAUUCUCUGAGGCCCCCCGCCGAUUCCCACCAGGAUCACCUGCAUCUCACACAUGAUUUUGGUUUUGUGGUAAUUCUGUACUAUUGACCCAAAAUAUCUUUUAAACAUUUCAUGUUCCCUGGAUUUUCACUUCCUGAUACCUUGUAAUGCAACGUUUUUUCAAGGUACAUUAACAAAGCACGAUCAUUAAUAAUUUUUAUUCUUGUGAUUCAGGAUGGUCUCAAGGUAUAGCCUGUUCCAGGCACUUAGAUAGUAGAGCGCGGGAGAAAAACCCACGAAAAAAAAAAUUGAGGGGAGAAUAGGAAAAGGAGGGGUUGUUUACAGGCGUUCCCUCGCUUUUAUCCCAUUCUCCCCUUUUUAGUAAAAUGUGCAGAAAAUAUCCGGACAGAACAGUUUCCUAAAUCAAUAGCUUCAUGUAUAGCUUGCAUUGAAUGAAUCAAUGCGUGCACUGUAGAGUGCCCACAUGGCAUCCAUACGGACGUGGGUCAAUAAUAUCAGACACCUGUCCUAAAAGUCUUUUUUUUGUAAAUUCUUCUAGUACUUUUGCUAGACAGCUAGUAAGUGCAAUUGGUCUCAAGUCCGAUUUGAUGUUUUGAGGGGGCAAACUCUAGGGACUGGUGAGAUAAUUGACCGUUUUAAAGUGUCACGCACAAAGUCCUCUCUCAAUGAUUGAUUGUAAAUAUCUAGGAUUACCACAGGCGUCUCAAGCUCACGUUACGAGUGUGUUAUGUCAAUAAACUUUCUCUCAAGAGAGUCGGUGUCGCGUUACAAGCAGCCGUUGAGACUUUAUAUUAUGAGAAAUAAAAUACUGAGGUCUGCGAACGCUAAACAUCAUUAUUCUUACUUAUUCUUCUAUAAAAUCAAUAAAGAAGACUUACCUUUGAUGUAUUCUUGUGUUUUUUAUGUGAAUUCAUCGAUUUUGUCAGGUUUUUUGGCUGUUAUUUUUUGACCCCUGUCACUCUCUUCACAAUACAAAGUAAUACAAAAAAACAUCAAUUUGACUAGCCAACUCUGCAGGACUAGUGAUGAUGUCAGGUAGGAAUUGAUGGUACCAUUCAUGUGUCCUGUCCUGUAAGGGAUUUGAUGUCAUGCCACAUUUCUUGCAGUUAGUUUGAGACAGACUUGCUGUUUUCCCUCAACUUCACACAAAAACCUUUUGUCAGGCCUUUUUUUGUGCUCUGUUUUUCAAGUUGACAUUAUUGUAAACAAACUCAAUUUGUUGUCAUUGUUACACUGUUUGCUUUUACUGUUUUACUGUUUUUUAAUCCCCUUGUUUAAAUAAUGAAAUAUAAUUCAGUUAACAUCUCCCAUUUUUCUGUGCUGUCCGUUUACACCCUUGACUGAAUUUUAACAUAUAUUCUAUAUUUAGCAGGUGCAACAACAGCAGCAGCAGCAGCAAAAACAACAGCAGCUGGGCGUGUUACCCCGUUUGAUGGAUAUAGUACCAGGAGCUCCUCACCAACGGUCUCCUUCUGUUGUCAAAGCAACAGGAGCCCCUACUAAUGCACGUUCUGUUUUCCCUGAUGCCAGUGUGGCACCGCAGCAUUCUGCCACACCAGUGGUGUCCAAUAAUCCACGAGCAUCACAGUUAGUAAGUAAAGGAGGGUAAAAGAGGGUACUAUUCAGACGAGUCGCUAUGUCGGUGCAAUAUUUUUUUAGCCGUUAACGAAGUUUAGCAAAGCCAACGGUCAUGGCCUCUUUCUUGAAAGUCCUGUUAACCGUUUGGGAGCGUAGGACGCAGUUCGAGAUUCAAAGAGUCAUGAUCAGACAUUGAUUUCACUUGCAUCGUGAUGUGAAUGUAUUCGUUUCAGGAGGAAAUUACAUCCAGAACAUCUCCUUUUUUGUUUUUCUUUCUUUCUGUGUUAUUUUUAGAGGUGCUGAAGAUGCAUUAUUCUUUGAGCAUUAGUCUAACAGAUUUUCUGUAGACAGAUUUUUUGGACAUUUUUUGGGGCGUCGGGGGAGAGACGUCGAUCAAACUCGACGUUAAAAGAUCUGAGUUCAUCUAUUACUAUUGAGUGGUCUAUGAUAUCAAAACCUUUAGUAAAAUCUGCAAAAAAUAUUCGGACAGAACAGUUUCCUGCAUCAGUAGCUUCAUGUAUAGCUUGCAUUAAAUAACUCAAUGCGUGUACUGUAGAGUGCCCAUGGCGCGCAUAUUGACGUGGGUCAAUAGUAUCAGACACCUGUCCUAAAAGUCUUUUGUUUGUAAAUCCUUCUAGUACUUUUGCCAGACAGCUAGUAAGUGCAAUUGGUCUCAAGUCCGAUUUGAUGUUUNGCGUCGGGGGAGAGACGUCGAUCAAACUCGACGUUAAAAGAUCUGAGUUCAUCUAUUACUAUUGAGUGGUCUAUGAUAUCAAAACCUUUAGUAAAAUCUGCAAAAAAUAUUCGGACAGAACAGUUUCCUGCAUCAGUAGCUUCAUGUAUAGCUUGCAUUAAAUAACUCAAUGCGUGUACUGUAGAGUGCCCAUGGCGCGCAUAUUGACGUGGGUCAAUAGUAUCAGACACCUGUCCUAAAAGUCUUUUGUUUGUAAAUCCUUCUAGUACUUUUGCCAGACAGCUAGUAAGUGCAAUUGGUCUCAAGUCCGAUUUGAUGUUUUGAGGGGGCAAACUUUAGGGACUGGUGAUAUAAUUGACCGUUUUAAAGGGUUAGGCACAAACUCGUCUCUCAAUAAUUGAUUGUAAAUAUCUUGGCCUAGGGUGCUAAUUCGAGUGCGAAUUGCUUUAACAUCUUGUUCGAUAUCUGGUCCCAUCGCUUUAUGUGUAGACAAUUUGAGCAAGUCGGACGAACCUCUUCUAAGGAAACAAUUAAAUCUAGUGGAACUACGUUGGAAGGAGUUUGGGCUUGCAUCAAGGUUUCGAACUCCUGAGUUGUACCAGUGAAAAAAACAUUAAUUUGAGUAGCCAGCUCUGCUGGACUAGUGAUGACAUCACUUAGGAACUGAUGGUAGCAUUCCCGCUUACCAAAUGUGCCCUCUCCUCUCAGGGAUUUGAUGUCAUGCCACAUUUCGUGGGGUUAGUUUGAGCCAGACUUGCUGUUUUCCCUCAUCUUUACAAAAAAAACUUUUGCCAGCGCAUUUUUUUGCUCUGUUUUUCAAGUACACAUCAUUGUGAAGAAACUCAAUUUGUUGUCAUUGUUACACUGUUUUCUUUUCCUGUUUUACUGUUUUUUAUCCCCUUGUUUAAAUAAUGAAAUAUAAUUCAGUUAACAUCUCCCAUUUUUCUGUGCUGUCCGUUUACACCCUUGACUGAAUGUUUCCAUAUAUUCUACAUUUAGCAGGUGCAACAACAGCAGCGGCAGCAACAACAACGACAACUGGGCGUGUUACCCCGUCUGAUGGAUAUAGUACCAGGAGCUCCUCACCAACGGUCUCCUUCUGUUGUCAAAGCAACGGGAGCCCUUACUAAUGCACGUUCUGUUUUCCCUGAUGCCAGUGUGGCACCGCAGCAUUCUGCCACACCAGUGGUGUCCAAUAGUCCACGAGCAUCACAGUUAGUAAGUAAAGGAGGGUAAAAGAGGGUACUAUUCAGACGAGUCGCUAUGUCGGUACAAUAUUUUUUUUAGCCAUUAACGAAGUUUAGCAAAGCCAACGAUCAUGGCCUCUUUCUUGAAAGUCCUGUUAACAGUUUGGGAGAGUAGACGCAGUCCGAGAUUCAAAGAGAUAUGACUAGAUAUUGAUUUUACUUGCAUCGUGAUGUAAAUGUAUUCGUUUAAGGGGGAAAUUACAUCCAGAACCUCUCCUGUUUUGUUUUUGUUGUUUCUUUCUGUGUUAUUUUUAGAGGUGCUAAAGAUGCGUUAUUCUUUGAGCAUUAGUCUAACAGAUUUUCUGUAGACGGAUUUUUUUGGACAUUUUUUGGGGCGUCGGGGAGAGACGUCGAUCAAACUCGACGUUAAAAGAUCUGAGCUCAUCUAUUAAUAUUGAGUGGUCUAUGAUAUCAAAACCUUUGGUAAAAUCUGCAAAAAAUAUCCGGACAGAACAGUUUCCUGAAUCAGUAGCUUCAUGUAUAGCUUGCAUUAAAUAACUCAAUGCGUGCACUGUAGAGUGCUCAUGGCGUGCAUAUUGAUGUGGGUCAAUAGUAUCAGACACCUGUGCUAAAAGUCUUCUGUUUGUAAAUCCUUCUAGUACUUUUGUCAGAAAGCUAGUAAGUGCAAAUGGUCUUAAGUCCGAUUUGGCGUUUUGAGGGGGCAAACUUUAGGGACUGGUGAUAUAAUUGACCGUUUUAAAGGGUUAGGCACAAACUCGUCUCUCAAUAAUUGAUUGUAAAUAUCUUGGGCUAGGGUGCUAAUUCGAGUGCGAAUUGCUUUAACAUCUUGUUUGAUAUUCCAUCUGGUCCCACCGCUUUAUGUGUAGACAAUUUGCGCAAGUCGGAUGAAACUUUUCUAAGGAAACAAUNAAACCUUUGGUAAAAUCUGCAAAAAAUAUCCGGACAGAACAGUUUCCUGAAUCAGUAGCUUCAUGUAUAGCUUGCAUUAAAUAACUCAAUGCGUGCACUGUAGAGUGCUCAUGGCGUGCAUAUUGAUGUGGGUCAAUAGUAUCAGACACCUGUGCUAAAAGUCUUCUGUUUGUAAAUCCUUCUAGUACUUUUGUCAGAAAGCUAGUAAGUGCAAAUGGUCUUAAGUCCGAUUUGGCGUUUUGAGGGGGCAAACUUUAGGGACUGGUGAUAUAAUUGACCGUUUUAAAGGGUUAGGCACAAACUCGUCUCUCAAUAAUUGAUUGUAAAUAUCUUGGGCUAGGGUGCUAAUUCGAGUGCGAAUUGCUUUAACAUCUUGUUUGAUAUUCCAUCUGGUCCCACCGCUUUAUGUGUAGACAAUUUGCGCAAGUCGGAUGAAACUUUUCUAAGGAAACAAUUAAAUCUAGUGGAACUACGUUGGACGGAGUUUGGGCUUGCAUCAAGGUUUCGAACUCCUGAGUUAUACCAGUGAAAAAAAAACAUUAAUUUGAGUAGCCAACUCUGCUGGACUAGUGAUCGGUGAUGACAUCACUUAGGAAUUGAUGGUAGCAUUCUCGCUUACCAAAUAUGUCCUCUCCUCUCAGGGAUUUAAUGUCAUGCCACAUUUCUUGGGGUUAGUUUGAGCCAGACUUGCUGUUUUCCCUCAUCUUUACAAAAAAACCUUUUGCCAGCGCUUUUUUUUCUCUGUUUUUCAAGUGGACAUCAUUGUGAAGAAAGUCAAUUUGUUGUCAUUGUUACACUGUUUGCUUUUACUGUUUUACUGUUUUUUUAUCCCCGUGUUUAAAUAUCGAAAUAUAAUUUAGUUAAGAUGUUGCAUUUUUCUGUGCUGUCCGUUUAUACCCUUGACUGACUGUUAACAUAUAUUCUAUAUUUAGCAGGUGCAACAACAGCAGCAGCACCACCAACAACGACAAUUUGGCCUGUUACCCCCUCUGAUGGAUAUAGUACCAGGAGCUCCUCGCCAACGGUCUCCUUCUGUUUUCAAAGCAACAGGAGCCCCUACUAAUGCACGUUCUGUUUUCCCUAAUGCCAGUGUGGCACCUAAGCAUUCUGCCCCACCAGCGGUGUCCAAUAGUCCACGAGCAUCACAGUUAGUAAGUAGAGGAGAGUAAAAGAGGGUACUAUUCAGACGAGUCGCUAUGUCGGUACAAUAUUUUUUAGCCAUUAACGAAGUUUAGCAAAGCGAAAUGUCAGGGCCUCUUUCUUGAAAGUCCUGUUAAUAGUUUGGGAGCGUAGACGCAUUUUGAGAUUCAAAUAGUCAUGAAUAGACAUUGAUUUUACUUGCAUCGUGAUGUGAACGUAUUCGUUUGAGGGGGAAAUUACAUCCAGAACCUCUCCUGUUUUGUUUUUGUUGUUUCUUUCUGUGCUUUUUUUAGAGGUGCUAAAGAUGCAUUGUUCUUUGAGCAUUAGUCUAACAGAUUUUCUGUAGACGGAUUUCUUGGACAUUUUUUGAGGCAUCGUGGGAGAGACGUCGAUCAGAGAGAGUUUGAUCGACGUUAAAAGGUCUGAGUUCAUCUGUUAAUAUUGAGUGGUCUAUGAUAUCAAAACCUUUAGUAAAAUCUGCAAAAAAUAUCCGUACAGAACAGUUUACUGAAUCAGUAGCUUCAUGUAUAGUUUGCAUUAAAUAACUCAAUGCGUGCACUGUAGAGUGCUCAUGGCGCGCAUAUUGACGUGGGUCAAUAGUAUCAGACACCUGUCCUAAAAGUCUUUUGUUUGUAAAUCCUUCUAGUACUUUUGCCAGACAGCUAGUAAGUGCAAUUGGUCUCAAGUCCGAUUUGAUGUUUUGAGGGGGCAAACUUUAGGGACUGGUGAUAUAAUUGACCGUUUUAAAGGGUUAGGCACAAACUCGUCUCUCAAUAAUUGAUUGCAAAUAUCUUGGGCUAGGGUGCUAAUUCGAGUGCGAAUUGCUUUAACAUCUUGUUUGAUAUUCCAUCUGGUCCCACCGCUUUAUGUGUAGACAAUUUGCGCAAGUCGGAUGAAACUUUUCUAAGGAAACAAUUAAAUCUAGUGGAACUACGUUGGACGGAGUUUGGGCUUGCAUCAAGGUUUCGAACUCCUGAGUGAAAAAAAAACAUUAAUUUGAGUAGCCAGCUCUGCAGGACUAGUCAUGACGACACUUACGAAUUGAUGGUAGCAUUCCCGCUUACCAAAUGUGUCCUGUCCUGUCAGGGAUUUGAUGUCAUGCCACCAUUUCUUGGAGUUUAGUAGUUUGAGCCAGACUUGCUGUUUUCCCUCAUCUUUACAAAAAAGCUUUUUGCCAACGGUUUUUUUGCUCUGUUUUUCAAGUAGACAUCAUCAGUGAUUGUGAAGAAAGUCAAUUUGUUGUCAUUGUUACACUGUUUGCUUUUACUGUUUUACUGUUUUUUAUCCCCUUGUUUAAAUAAUGAAAAUAAUAUAAUUCAGUUAAGAUCUCGCAUUUUUCUGUGUUGUCCGUUUAUACCCUUGACUGACUGUUAACAUAUAUUCUAUAUUUAGCAGGUGCAACAACAACAGCAGCAGCAACAGCAACAACGAGAACUGGGCAUGUUACCCUGUCUGAUGGAUAUUGUACCAGGAGCUCCUCACCAACGGUCUCCUUUUGUUGUCACAGCAACAGGAGCCCCUACUAAUGCACGUUCUGUUUUCCCUGAUGCCAGUGUGGCACCGCAGCAUUCUGCCACACCAGUGGUGUCCAAUAGUCCACGAGCAUCACAGUUAGUAAGUAAAGGAGGGUAA
This is a messenger RNA of Porites evermanni, 12109 nucleotides long. NCBI's taxonomy places the organism in Eukaryota, Metazoa, Cnidaria, Anthozoa, Scleractinia, Poritidae. The record is from the annotation of a GenBank genome assembly.